CGCCGCAGAGCCUCUGAAUCGAUACGAUGCGCGUCACGUGCUGUCGGGCGCGACCAAUAGCCGCGCUCGGGGGCCGGGCGGCGGGGGGAAAGCGGCGAGGGGGGCCCGCCGCGCGCCCCAAUCGUCAGUGCACGAGAAACAACCGCGCGCGCCGGUCGUGCACCGGUUGUUCCCACUAGAAACACGAGUUUCACCGAAAACCGGUCCGAUGGUUCGUGUCAUGUUAUAGUGCAGUGCCGCCGCAAUGAGUGCGUGGACGGAGGACAUGUUGUCCUGGCACGACGAGCGUCUCGGCCUCACCGAACUGCCGAGUACCAACAGGAGAAAACAACGCAGCGCGCCGUAUAGGCUACAUCGGCCGCAUUUGCCCGCGCCUCACGUGCCCGAACCGCCGCCGGAGCCUCAGGGAACGCAUAUAUCGAGACUGUAUCCGGAGUUGUUGGCUUUAAUAUUCGAGAGGCUACCUGUGAGAGACCGGGGACGGGCGGCACAAGUGUGUCGCGCGUGGAGGGAUGCCGCCGACAGGAGAUCCGUUUGGCGAGGUGUAGAAGCUGCUUUACAUCUGAGAAGACCAGCACCAGUGCUUUUUGCAUCAUUAGCUAGACGAGGAGUACGGAAACUACAGGUACUAUCACUAAGAAGAGGCUUGAGAGACGCUGUAGCAGCGUUACCUGGUCUAGAAUCGUUGUCGCUCAGUGGUUGUUAUAGUGUAACGGACACAGCACUAGCCAGUGCAUUCGCCGCAGAGCUUCCAGCAUUAAGAAGACUGGAUUUAUCUUUGUGCAAACAAGUAACUGACUCAUCACUUGGAAGAAUAGCUCAGGCACUAAGUAACUUAGAAGAAUUGGAGUUAGGUGGGUGUUGUAAUAUAACAGAUACAGGUCUUCUAUUGAUAGCGUGGGGAUUAAAAAAACUGCGUCGUUUAAAUCUACGAUCAUGUUGGCAUGUAAACGAUACAGGUAUAGCUCAUUUAUGUGGAGGAGUUGAUUCUAGAGGGACGCUAGACUUAGAACAUUUGGGAUUGCAAGACUGCCAAAGGUUGACAGAUGAAGCGCUUAAACAUGCAGCAACUGGUCUUCCAAAUUUGAAAUCUAUAAACCUAUCUUUCUGCGUAGCCGUCACAGAUGCUGGGUUGAGGCACCUAGCACGAUUACAGCAUUUAGAAGAUAUAAAUUUAAGAGCCUGUGACGGCGUUUCAGAUGCAGGAGUAGCCCAUUUAGCGGAAAGUGGCAGGUUAAGAGCACUAGAUGUAUCGUUUUGCGAUAAAGUUGGUGACGAGGCACUGUCACAUGCGACUCUAGGAUUAUCAGGAUUGCGCUCCUUAUCUUUGAGUGCAUGUCGACUAACAGACGAGGGGCUAGAACGGGUCGCUAGGUUAUCACAACUAGAGACGUUAAAUAUAGGCCAGUGCACAAAGGUCACGGAUAGAGGCCUGAAGGCUUUGGGUGAUGGACUACUAAAUUUGAAAGCGAUAGACUUAUACGGCUGUACGUGUAUAACGCCACAAGGCUUGGACCAUAUCGUGAAGUUGCCUCAGCUCAGUGUACUUAACCUCGGCCUGUGGCAUGUGCGGUGACCACACACACACUAGUCCGUGUCUGCGUGUUUGUGUGAGUGAGACGGCCAUGUUGAAGUGAAGGAGCGUCAAGGUUGUAUACUCAGGACAGUGAAUAAAGGAAUUAACCAAUUUAAAGAUAUUAUAACGAAUUAUUGUUAGGAUGUGGGGUUGCUUUCUUUCUAAAUGUUCUGUUUUCAUCCAGUUAAGUUGUUGUUUACAUUUGUUGUAUUUGGAUUCUGUGAUUUGAAAUUAAUUGUCCUAAGUCGAGUUUCGAAGAAAGUUGCCCCAGCACCUAGUCGCUAUAUUGAGUCAGAUCUUUUUAAUUGGCAAGUUGUCCUUAUCAAUUUAAACAAUAUGUUUAUGUUUUUAUAUUCUGAUGACGUAUUAAUGAUUAAAGCCGUACUUCCUGUAUAAAAAAAAGAACGAAACCAUUAAAAAGAUCUGUCUUUAAUAUAAUUGCUCCAUUAGUUAGGUAGAUAUUUAGCCAUUCUUCAAAUUGAGUUUUCUGUUCGACUUCAUGUGACAUUUAAUUUUAGGGUUUGUUAAUAGUAAGUUUUAUAUUGUUAUGAACACAAUGGUCGGGGAAACCCCGUGUAUCCUAGUAUUGGAACAUACGUAUUAGGUAAACGUUUAUGUUUUAUUCAAUAAUUUUGUUCGUCAUGACUUCAAAAUAUACUCAAAACGAAAAAGUUGAAUCAUCCUUAGUAUUAUUUUACGGAAGCGUGUUAUAAUAUCAUCGAAAUAGACAUCCGAUCAAAAGUAUCAUAAUGUAUAUAAAGAAUUUUUUUUUCGAAAUUUCUUUACGUUUUAAUCCCUAUCGAUAUAAUUAAACAUAAAAUGCAUUCUUUUUGUAUAUUUUUUCGCGUAAAAAAAAUAUUGUGGAUACUACUUAAAUAAAAAAUCUAUAAUGAUAGAGCUUUAAUUUUCGAGCAGCUAACCCAAUUCCAAUUAGUUUUUGAAAAGUAUCCUUUUGUAGGUAAUUGACGAUGGAAUAGAACAUUCAUAUAAAAAAAAAAAUACCAGCAAAAGAUAAACUAGAAACUAGGUACCUAUCUAUAGACAAUAUUUCGUCAUGGCUAAAGUAAAAACUUUGAAUCUAGCGUGAUAAAGGAGACGUUGAUUUAUAUCAACCAUUUAUAAUGCUGCCUAUUAUCACAUUUUUUUCAUAAAAAAUGAUCAAACCUUGACAUACUUUUUCUUUAAGUUGGGUAAUACUGUCAUGGGUGAAGAUUAUGUAGUUCACUACAAGGGCUCUAAAAAGUGAAACGAAAACUUGAUUACAAAUAAAAAUAUUAAAAUUAUAAAAUACGUAACCCAUCGUUUAAGAUUAAUUUUUUUUCCAAUAAAAUUCUUUGUUACUUUUUGCGUUAUGAAGACUAUAUUUUAUGGUGAAUGAUUUUGUUGAUUUUCAGAUUUGUUUUAGUUAAUCUAAUGCCAAAUUAUUCCUUUUAUAAAAAAGACGAAAAACAAUAAACACCAAAACUCGUUUAGUUAUUAAAAAAUGCGAUAGAUCAGUAUGUUUUCUGCCAAGUAAUUUUGAUAGAACAUAAGAAUACCUGAAAUAUAUCUGUUUGCCAUUUUCUCUCCAUCUAUUCUCAAAAAUCCCUAAAAAAAUGCUUCAAGAAACUUACUAUUCUUUUAUGAUAUGCGACAAAAUGUUCAUACUUACAAUAUAAAUGAACGUCAUUAUGAUAAAUGAAGGACCAAAACAAUUUAAUAAAAAUGUGGGAGAUCGAUCCGUAAUCUGAAAUAUUGAAAAUAAUGUUCUUUGGCCACAAAUCUCGAAAUGGUUUUUUAAUCGGUUAAAAUAUUUUUAUCUUCACUCGUGAAUUAACUGGCUUCGUAUUUUGGAUUAUCGAUAACGCUUAUAAAUUGGAUUUCGACAUAUAAUAAAUUCACUUUUACCAUAUUUUAAUUAUAAUUUAAUUUUUAAAUAUCUGUGGACAUGUAUAUACAUGUAUCGUGUAAUCUUACCGAUAUUUUUGUGCCAAAUUGUAAUUAUUUAUCCUUUAAAAAAAUAAAGCUUUGAAUUGCACAAUAAUUGGAAUUUGUGUUCCAUAUCUCCUUAUUGCAUCUCCAAAUUAGCAGAGCUUUAGAAGUAAUAUUCGUAUCAGGAAAAAGUUGCCACAAAUAUGAUAAUUUUCAAACUCAACCCAUUGUUGUCAAAUUAGAAUUGCCACAAAGG
Messenger RNA from Amyelois transitella, 3743 nucleotides. It is a transcript of the gene Ppa, whose product is annotated as F-box/LRR-repeat protein 14. The record is from RefSeq and is a predicted model, not a curated record. The transcript has a single exon. Gene Ontology annotation, molecular function: protein binding. Gene Ontology annotation, cellular component: SCF ubiquitin ligase complex. Bases 245 to 1576 code for a protein of 443 amino acids. Lineage: Eukaryota; Metazoa; Arthropoda; Insecta; Lepidoptera; Pyralidae. Gene Ontology annotation, biological process: SCF-dependent proteasomal ubiquitin-dependent protein catabolic process.